CUACGGUUAUGUGACCCAUUUGGCCACACGGGUUUCACCCAAGAAACUCCGCAACUGGUUCUUGGUCUACUCACAGACAUGUUGCGGCUGCGUUGGAUACCACGCGGUCUGAACAAUGAAACUUCCGAUCAGCGGCUACCUGACCGACAGUUGUUCUCCAGCAAUAAAUGUUUCGGCCACUGCACUGCCCCCUCUGCGACUGUUUCUCCUACCCCGGCUCCAGGCGUUAGUGGAUUGGCUGCCCUUAUGGCACCGACGGGAGCCAAUGAUUCGGCCAGCUGCUGUCUUUUCUGCCAGGACGUCUGCUAUUGGUUUGAGAUGGCCAGUCGCCUGUGCCAGCACCUUGCGCCCGCCUCACCCCCGGCUCUUCCAAGACUCGAGUUAACAGUGGAGGCUGUAAGAGCUCUUAAUGUUAAACCAGACUAUCCAAAAUGGCGAAAAAAUCUCGCCUCUAACGAUGCUGUUAAACAUGCUGAUGCCCGAGCUUUGGAUGAAGCAACCUCCUCGUCCUCCUCGGUUGCCAGCGCUAACGCUUCCAUGGAACCUAGUGACGCCGACCUUGCCACAUUUCCUCCAACUCUACGCCUAAUAUAUCAGCUGUUUCGCUGCCUGAUGGGCGUCAAAGGUUGUGCCGGAGUUGCGUACUCUGCAUACACGGGGGCCAGUGACUCGCGUCGGAGUACAUCGACAGACGAGUCUUCCCGUGUGCCUGCAGAUGGUGCCAGUUCUUCAUCUACGGCUGCGGGUGAGCUUGAUGAUAACGCGCCUGGAAUACACUCAAACGAAGACACAUUCAAGGGUUUCGAGAGCCAUCCACCUCGGGAUCCCGUGAUACUGCGUAACAUUCUCGAAUGUCUCACCUUCCUUGUGCGCGUUGGCAAUGUACUGCAGAACGUACUGACCGCGGCACUUCGGGCAGCAGAGCGUUCCCCACAGCCUGCA
Molecule: messenger RNA, 942 nt
Organism: Dibothriocephalus latus
Lineage: Eukaryota; Metazoa; Platyhelminthes; Cestoda; Diphyllobothriidea; Diphyllobothriidae
Source: the annotation of a GenBank genome assembly